CUCUCUCUCUCUCUUCUCUCUCUCUCUUCUUUUUUUUUUGGGGGGUGGUUUUGCUUUGGAGUUUGCCGGAAAAUAUUAUAGAAGCUGGGAUUUUCUCGGGAGCCAAACGGUGGAGUUCGUCAAAUGUGAUGGGAAGUGGAGUGUCGAGCCUGCUGUCUUGCUUCAGACCGGAGAACCGGACGAGCAACCAGCCCGACCACAACCAACAGGACCUGGUUUUCGCGCCCUCUGAGCCCUUGGAUGAAACCCUAGGCCACUCCUUCUGCUACGUUCGAUCUUCCGCCCGCUUCCUCUCUCCCACUCAGUCCGAUCGCUUCCUCUCCCCCACUAGCUCCCUUCGCUUUUCUCCCUCUCACGAACCGUCCGGGUCGAGGGUCAGACCUGGUUUUCCGGAGACCGGGUUCAAGACCAUUUCCGGAGCUUCGGUUAGCGCCAACAGCUCCACUCCAAGAACUGUCCUUCAGCUCGACAAUAUUUACGACGAUGCCACUGACACUGUUCUUGGCACUACUGGUGCUGCUGGUGGUGGCGUGAGGGGGAGUAUUGUGAAUGGCUUUGAGAGCACGUCGUUGUUUAGCGCGCUCCCACUCCAGCCCGUGCCACGUGGCGGAGACCCCUCGGGCCCGAUGGAGCGGGGCGGUUUCUUCCUCUCGGGUCCAAUCGAGCGCGGCGCGCUGUCAGGUCCACUCGACACCAUCGCCGCCGCGAGCUCCGAAACCGGUGGUGCGGUCCCCUUCUCGGCUCCGCUCGGUGGUGCAUACGUUAAAAGGAGGAAGAGGAAGGGCAUUUCGGGGAUUCGGAAGGCGUUCUACCGGAAUUUUUCGGAGAAAAAGAGGCCGUGGGUGGUCCCGGUGCUCAAUAUGGUGGGACGCAAGGAAGGUUCAACGGAUGGGGACGAUUUGGCGGAGGUGAGGAACGAGAGCGAGAACGUACAGUGGGCGCUCGGUAAAGCCGGCGAGGAUCGUGUACACGUCGUCGUUUCGGAGGAGCAGGGGUGGUUGUUCGUUGGAAUUUAUGACGGGUUUAACGGCCCGGAUGCGCCCGAGUUCUUAAUGGGUAAUCUCUAUCGCGCCGUGUACAAUGAGCUCCAGGGCUUGUUUUGGGAAAUUGAGGAAGAAGCAGAGGAAGCCAGUAAUCUUAAUAAUAAUAAUACUAGUAGUAGUAGCAGUAAUAUUAAUGAUGGCGGUAAUUAUGAGAACUCAUUAAAUGUAGCUUUAGCAACUAACCCAUCCAUGGAAAACUCCGGGAGAGAGGUUAAAAGUGAAAUUGGUGGAAAUGGGAAUGAUUUGAAUUUGAAAUCGGACUCAAUUCCCGUUGAUAGAGUGUCGGCCAAGAGAGUGACAUUUCAAUUGGAGGGAACGGAAAUUCGGAGGCGUAGGCUUUGGGAAUUUCUCGCUGAGGAUGACCCAGAAGAUGGGCUCGAUCUUUCAGGAUCGGAUAGGUUUGCGUUUUCUGUGGAUGAUGCUCUUAGUGUGAACAAUGCAGGUUCGGCGGUCAGUAGACGGUGGCUUUUGUUGUCAAAAUUGAAGCAGGGUUUAUCGAAGCACAAAGAGGGUCAUGGCAGGAAGCUGUUCCCAUGGAGGUUUGGGUUGGAGGAGAAAGAGAAGGUUGAAGUUGAGCAUAGAACUGAGGAGAGGUCUUUGCGAAGUGGGAGGAAGAAGAAGGAGGGGCCGGUGAAUCAUGAUUUGGUUUUGAGGGCAUUGUCUCAGGCUCUCGAAGUUACAGAGCUCGCUUAUUUGGACAUGACAGACAAGGUUCUUGAUACGAAUCCGGAGCUUGCAUUGAUGGGUUCGUGUUUAUUGGUCGUGUUAAUGAGGGAUGAGGAUGUGUACGUGAUGAAUAUAGGUGAUAGUAGGGCUAUUGUUGCGCAGUACGAGCUGCAGGAGGUUGGUUCAAGUACAACCGAACCGAGGGAGCCAGAGGACAAUGGGUCAAGCAUGGAGGGAAUAACUGAGGAAUCCUCAGCUAUGGGUGAAAGGGAAUUUAAAGUGGCAUGCGAUGCUCCUGCUCAAGCAAUGAGAUUGGUGGCUUUGCAGCUCUCCACUGAUCACAGCACGAGCAUUGAAGAUGAAAUCAUAAGAAUCAAGAAUGAGCACCCAGAUGACAAACAGUGCAUUGUCAAUGAUAGAGUAAAAGGUCGUCUCAAGGUUACCAGAGCAUUCGGCGCAGGAUUUCUGAAACAGCCCAAAUGGAAUGAUGCACUGCUGGAAAUGUUUCGGAAUGAGUACAUUGGUACUGCCCCUUACAUAUCCUGCUCACCUUCUCUUCGUCACCAUAGACUCUGUCCUAGAGAUCAGUUCUUAAUCCUCUCAUCUGAUGGUCUAUAUCAGUAUCUGAGUAAUCAGGAAGUGGUUUCUCUUGUUGAGAGUUUCAUGGAGAAGUUCCCUGAUGGAGAUCCUGCACAACAUUUGAUAGAGGAGCUUCUUUUUCGUGCAGCCAAGAAAGCUGGAUUGGAGUUUCAUGAAUUAUUGGACAUCCCACAAGGAGAUCGCAGAAAAUACCAUGAUGAUGUCACUGUUAUGGUUAUAUCACUUGAAGGAAGAAUUUGGAAGUCAUCAGGAAAGUACCUGUGAAACCUUCAUACUCGAGUGAUCUACUAAUGAAAUGGCAGCUCCAAUUUUCAACUCGAGCCACUCGCAACCGGUAGCCGAAGUUUCACAAAUGAGCUUUAUUUUCUGUUGCACAGCAUACGAAUACUGCUAAUAGAGGGAGUCCUGUAUGUUUACUGGCAAAAGGCUAGUCUUAGAUAUUCAUCAAGGUUUCGAGUAGAUGCCAAAAAGAAUUGGUUCAAGGUUGAAAACGGGGAAUCUGCCAGCGGCGGUGGUGGGGAAAUGCUCUGUGGAGGAGAGAGAAAAACAAAUCUUGUUUUUUUUUUUUUCCUUCUCCUUUUUGGACUUUUUUUUUUGGUUAGAAAGAAAAAAAAAAAUAGAAAUUUUGCAUAGGAUGAGAGUCUUUUCAUUCAAUUGCUCUUUUUCUUUCUUCCUUUACAAAGCCUAGAAAUUGUGGUUGUAAAUUGGUGGGGGUUACAGAUUUACUUACAGAACUUGAUGGAUUCCCUUCUUGUCGACAAUGAGCUACUAUAAUUUUUGUGGUGGAUUUUGAAUUUUCACCACUUGCGGGUUACAAGAGUUGGGCAAUUUACUACUUAGAACAUUGUGAGCCUUCUGCUGCUUAUGAAAUUACUUGUAGAAUUACCAUCUUUCAAAGACAUUAACAAAUCAAUCAAUGAG
Juglans regia (Persian walnut) is the source of this 3230-nucleotide messenger RNA. Its product is annotated as protein phosphatase 2C 29. NCBI's taxonomy places the organism in Eukaryota, Viridiplantae, Streptophyta, Magnoliopsida, Fagales, Juglandaceae. Gene Ontology annotation, molecular function: protein serine/threonine phosphatase activity. The transcript is spliced from 4 exons. The record is from RefSeq and is a predicted model, not a curated record. Gene Ontology annotation, biological process: protein dephosphorylation. The coding region runs from base 129 to 2573 and encodes 814 amino acids.